This is a messenger RNA of Capronia coronata CBS 617.96, 573 nucleotides long. RefSeq lists its product as uncharacterized. Gene Ontology annotation, molecular function: acyltransferase activity, transferring groups other than amino-acyl groups. The record is from RefSeq and is a predicted model, not a curated record. The coding region runs from base 1 to 573 and encodes 190 amino acids. The transcript has a single exon. NCBI's taxonomy places the organism in Eukaryota, Fungi, Ascomycota, Eurotiomycetes, Chaetothyriales, Herpotrichiellaceae.
AUGGCGGAGGCAUUUGUGGACACGGAAAUUGUCAUGCUCCCACCUCCAGGAGACAUCGUCGCACCUCAUGGUUUCCCAGCUAAGACACGACCGGAAGGAGCCCCUCAAGUAUUUCUAGACGCCAUGGACAUUCGCAUCGAAGUGUUCUGCCACGAGCAGAAGUGUGCUGUAGAACCCGAGUUGGAUGAGGACGAUCCAAGGUCCUGGCAUUGGGUCGCGUAUCAACAUGGUCGGCCCGUCUCUGUCAUUCGUAUCGUACCUCCGCCCCAUGAACCUCAUCCGAAUGGGUUUCAUGAUCCAUCUGAAGAGCCCUACGUCAAGCUUGGCCGUGUUGCAACCGUCGCCAGUGCCAGAGGCAAGGGUUUCAGUCGGAAGUUGACCGAAGCGGCUUUCCGGUAUCAUGCAGCGCAUAAGGAUGAGAUCGGUGCCGGCUGGAACGGCCUAGUGCUCACUCAUGCUCAAGUCCAAGUUGAAAAGAUGUAUGCCAAACUGGGGUUCACUACCGACGACAGGCUAGGCCGAUGGGAUGAAGUAGGCAUCGAGCACCUGGGCAUGUGGAAACGACUCGAUUGA